Messenger RNA from Phyllopteryx taeniolatus (common seadragon), 3380 nucleotides. It is a transcript of the gene exd2, whose product is annotated as exonuclease 3'-5' domain containing 2. Bases 242 to 2128 code for a protein of 628 amino acids. Gene Ontology annotation, molecular function: nucleic acid binding; 3'-5' exonuclease activity. Gene Ontology annotation, biological process: nucleobase-containing compound metabolic process. Lineage: Eukaryota; Metazoa; Chordata; Actinopteri; Syngnathiformes; Syngnathidae. The record is from RefSeq and is a predicted model, not a curated record. The transcript has 10 exons. Gene Ontology annotation, cellular component: cytoplasm; nucleus.
CCGGUUGGAUCUCGGUGACGCGGUGCUGCGCCGCAGAUAUAAAUAGCACCCGGAUGCUGGAGAACAACUUCAGAAAAAAAAAAUAAUAAUAACAAAGAUAAACAAAUAAACACGUGUGUCCGGAGCCAGCGGUGUCUUGCUUUAACCAAACGCACCAAGAGAGAUGCCGUGUGGCUCCACAUUCCCAAAGCGCACCCAGCUGGAAGUCCACUGACAUCGGACAGUUGUCACUGCCCUGGUGAUGGCUCACCGGGGGCCGCUCGUCGCCGUCAUCACGACGCUCCUCGGCGCCACCUUUGGGGGUCUGCUCGUGUGGCGAGCGUUCAGCACCAAGAGGAAGCGGCCGCCUUCCGUCCAGAGGGAACCGCCGCUUCCUGUCGCCGCAGAAGCCGACCGGCGCCCCCUACAUGAGGAGUUUGAGGCUGCGGCGUGUGAGAAGACCAGGGCGGCCCCUCCCCUGUGCAUCCCGUCCUCCGAACAGCUGCUGGCGACGACGCCAAUGAUGGUGAGCUCACUGGAGGAAUGGCGGCAGCUGUGGCCACCGAUGCAGGAAGACCUGGCGGCGGUCCCGGUGCUGGGACUCGACUGCGAAUGGGUAUCAGAGAAGGGCCGCCCUCAAGUGGUCUCCCUGCUCCAGAUGGCGUCUUAUUCCGGCCGGUGCGUGCUGGUACGGCUUCCGGCGUUCGGCGACGCGCAGCUCCCGCCAGACCUGAUGGAGGUCCUGCGUGACCCGCACGUCCUGAAGGCGGGUGUCGGUUGCCACGACGAUGGCAAGCGGCUGACUCGCGACUACGGGGUGUCGCUGACCAGCACAGUGGACCUGCGCCACCUGGCCCUGAGGCAAAAGCAGGUGCCGGUGAGCAACGGACUUGGCCUGAAGUCGCUGUCAGCCGACGUGUUGAACGUUUCGCUGGACAAGUCGCUGGAACUGCGAUGUAGCGACUGGGAGGCAGACAAGCUGACGCCGGAGCAGAUGACGUACGCCGCCAGGGACGCCCAAGUGUCCGUUGCUCUCUUCUUCCACCUGCUCGGUCUCCGCCCCGAAGCCGACCCCGCUUGCACCCACGGGCUCUCCUACGCCGUGUUGGCCGCUCGCUGCCAGGGGCUGUUCGACGUGCCGUUCAGGGGCCGGGGGGCCGACGAGCGCAGUGACGUCGGCAAUGGCAGCACAGAGAGGACAACGCGAAUGCGCAGGCCCCUGAUGGGCACGUCCUCGAGCCCGGAGUCUGGAGAUCUGCAAAUCCCAGACCCCAGGAAGAACAACAAAAGGAAGCCACUGGGUGUGGGCUACUCUGCAAGGAAGUCUCCUCUCUACGAUAACUGCUACCUGCACGCCCCCGACGGUCAGCCGCUUUGCACGUGUGACAAGAAGAAAGCCAAGUGGUACCUGGAUAAAGGAAUAGGAGUGCUCCAAAGUGAGGAUCCGUUUGUGGUGAGACUUCUGUUCGAGCCGUCGGGACGUCCAGACUCCCAGCAGGACUACUACCUCACCGCCAAGGAGAACCUAUGCGUGGUCUGCGGGAGAGCAGACUCUUACAUCAGGAAGAACAUCGUCCCUCACGAGUACCGCCGGCACUUCCCCAGCGAGAUGAAGGAUCACAACUCCCACGACAUCCUGCUGCUGUGCACCGGCUGCCACGCCGCCUCCAAUCUGCACGACGCCGUCCUCAAGCAGCAGCUGGCCGACGCCUUCGCCGCCCCGCAGGGUUGCGAGGAGGGAGUGCGGCCCAUGGAGGACCCGGAGCGGCGGCGGGUGCGCUCGGCGGCCCGCGCUCUCCUCAGCGCCGGCUGCGGGCUGCCCCAGCGGCGACGGGACGAGCUAAGGGUGCUCGUCAAGAACUUCCUGAACGUGGGGGAGGAGCGAGAGCUGACGGAGGAGGAGCUUCGGCGGGCCGCCGCUUUGGAGACCAGGAUUUUAAACGAGGCGUACGUGCCUCACGGCCUGAAGGUGGUGCGCGCCUACGCCGAGCGAGGCCCGCACGGCCUGAUGGAACUGGAGCGGUGCUGGAGGCAGCACUUCCUGUCCGCCAUGCGCCCCAAACACCUUCCGCCGCUCUGGUGCGUGCAGCACAACCACCUCAAGCUGCUCCGCAAGUACGGAGACAACCUUCCCGUCAAACUCGACUGAAUGGCACGGACCGCCGCGUAGCAAUCACCACGUCGCGGUAGGAUUAUUUUUUUUUGCUUGUUUUAAAGAUGGAACCCAACUCAUUUGGGAAAUUUACAAAGAGCUUUUUUUUAUAUAUAUAUAUAUAAAUAGCAGCCUGCUCUUACUUUAGUCAUAGCAGGUUAGCGGCUAACGCUAAUGAGGCUCGUCCCUAAAGUUUUUCUGUCGCUCCCGCCCACUUCUUUUCUAUUGUCAGUCAAUCGUUCAAGUUGCGCUCUUUAAAAAUGUCAUCUCUUUAAGAUCCCCUUUAAUUUAUUCCAAGAUGAGAUUUGGGUCAGCUGUCACAGUGAGGAGGGAACAACAUGCACACACACACGACACAAUGCAAAAUGUGUACGUUUCUUGUUGUCCCCGCCCGCUUUUUUUCCACUAUUGUCCUUUUCAGUCAAUAGAUUAAUUUCAGCUCUUCAAAAUUUCAUCUUCUUUCAUUUAUUUGAGAUUUUGACCAGCUCUCUCAGGGCAACGCUAAAUGCUCUGCCCUUAAUGUUUCUAGUCUCCCGCCCACUCCCCUCGACUGUUGUCCUUUCAGUCAAUAGAUCUUGUUGCGCUCUUUCAAAUAAUCAGCUUUUUUGAUCCCUUUUCACUUUUUUCAAGAUGACAUUUUCACCAGCUCUCGCUGUGGGCGGCCGGCGGACAGUAAUGCUUUAAUUGUCGCUCCCACCCACUUUUUUUCCCUGACUAUUGUCCUUUUCAGUCAAUAGAUCAAGUUCCGGUCUUGAAAAUUUCCACUUCUUUGAUACCCUUUGAUUUAUUUCAAGGUGAGAUUCUGACAAGCUCUUGCAAGGAGGGGGGCAAGGUUGAUGGUACAUCCUGAGUCCCUACUUUUAUUUCAAUCAGAUCAUAUUAAAAAUGUCAUUUGUUUUGAUCCCCUUCAGUUUUUUUUCAAGAUGAGAUUUUUUUUUGGGGGGGGGGCAGCGGCAUGCAGAAACUGUCCAUAUUUCAGUCAAUAGAUCAAGUUGGGGUCUUUAAAAGUUUCAGCGGGGGGAGCGACGCUAACGCCUAGCUCGUGCGCAAAACGCUUCCCUUCCCAUUUGCGGGACGCCUUCCGAGGUCCAUGUUCUAGUAGGCCUCCUAGUCCCGACGUACCCCAAACGCACCACUAGCUCGUUUAGCGCGAUGAAGGCGACCCUCGGAAGCGGAGAGAAAGCAGUAUCUUUGUAAAUAUGAAUGAAAUACUAUUAAUAAAGUUUCUAAUGAAAUUCAAAGACAAAAA